CCCAUCCUUGCCAGCUCUUUCUUCUACCACCAACCAAGUCUUGCAUUAUGCGUGCCUACUACUUUGACGACGAGCCGACUGACCAGCGCUUGCCGCACGACUCGGGUGAGGAAGUCUCCCUCGACACACUUAGCCACCUCGGUGUUCUCUACUGGUCCAUCCCUGUCGGCGAGGGUGACUCCAUUCCCGCUGGUGUGGACGCGAUCGCCAAGGAGCGCGGGUACAAAAACAGGGACACGAUCAAUGUUAGCAAGGAGGGACUCGGAGAUGCGUACGAGACGAAGAUCAAGGGGUUCUUCGAGGAGCACAUGCACGAAGACGAGGAGAUCCGAUACAUCCUCUCCGGAUCGGGAUACUUCGAUGUGCGCAAGCACGCGGCUAAGCAGGAUGACGAGCGCUGGAUCCGGGUCCUCUGUGAGCAGGGUGACCUCCUCGUCCUCCCCUCUGGUAUCUACCACCGCUUCACGCUCGACAUGAACAACAAGAUCAAGGCUGCUAGGUUGUUCCAGGACGAACCCAAGUGGAUCCCGCACAACCGCGGUGUGGAGACCGAUGUCAACUCGCACCGCGUCAACUACCUCUCCACCCUCCCGCCCAUUGCUGUCGCCUAAACGUUUGAAGCUGUGACUAUGAGGACGUAGAAGCGUGUCAUGCUGUUGUAUCGAGGAGUUUGUGCUGCAAGAUUUUGUAAAGGUGGUUUGUAUGACCGGAUCUUGUGUGAGAAUGAAUGUAAUGCAUGUUGUCUU
Molecule: messenger RNA, 746 nt
Organism: Dacryopinax primogenitus
Lineage: Eukaryota; Fungi; Basidiomycota; Dacrymycetes; Dacrymycetales; Dacrymycetaceae
Product: ARD/ARD family protein
Exons: 3
Coding region: 48-611 (187 amino acids)
Molecular function (GO): acireductone dioxygenase [iron(II)-requiring] activity
Source: RefSeq, a predicted model, not a curated record